Messenger RNA from Symbiodinium pilosum, 662 nucleotides. The record is from the annotation of a GenBank genome assembly. NCBI's taxonomy places the organism in Eukaryota, Dinophyceae, Suessiales, Symbiodiniaceae.
GAGGUUGCUGUCUACGUCUCCAAGCCGGUCGAUUCUGCUGCAAGGCCUCGCGCAUUUGCUGCGAUUUGUUCCUCCCGUGCUUGACAUCUCUUCCGGAGGACACCAUGCUUACCUUGUGAAAGCAGAUGGGCAGCUGGAGCGGCUUGGCAUUCGCAAAGCAGGGGACAUACCCGAGAAUCUGCCGUCCGUGGUGGCGGUCUCAACUGGUGACAAGCACAGCUGCUUUGUGCAGGCUGAUGGGAAGCUCAGCUGCAUUGGCUGGAACGAUCAUGGACAAUGCGACGUUCCCGGUGACUUGGGGCCUGUUGCCGCAGUAUCCGUGGGACUCAGCCACACUUGCGCAGUGACGAUCGUUGGGGAACUUGUUUGCUUCGGCCUCCGCCUCUUUUGUAACGUGCCGCCGGAUUGUGGGCCUGUGGUCGCCGUCUCUGCGGGGGUUCAACAUACGUGCGCGAUCCGAGCUGACGGGCGUUUAUUUUGUUUUGGGGACGCGGAGCAGACGCAUUCUCACGAAAGUGUGGGACAGGUGGUAGCUGUCUCGGCCGGAGACUACCACACAUGCACGUUGGGUGCCGACAGCAAGGUGCAAUGCUUUGGGAGAGCAGGUGACGGACAGUGCGACGUACCAGCAGACCUUGGGCUUGCGGUCUCAGUCUCGGCAG